AUGUCUAACUUGACUUGAAUUUUCAUCCAUAAUAGUGUAAUGUACUUACGAAGGUUGCCAACUUUAAGAAACAUUCAAGUUUUUAAAAAUAGAUAAAUCUUACAGCGCGAAUCGCUUAACUCAUUUAGAACUAGAGUUUCACUCUUCUGUCUACCGCGUACAUAAUUUUCAUUUAUGUGCCAAUUAAAAAUUAGAUCGCCUGAUAAAGUUGAAAUUAUCUCUUGCUUUUUUUCGAGACUCGAGGAACUAUAUCUGUUCGUGUACGUUCUAAAAGUUUUGUAGAUUGUGCUAGUAUGUUUCUUGGAAAAAUUACUGAUUAUGUGUGUAUUGGGAUUAAUUAUCCUAAAGUUUUAUAAAUCAGGCGGAAGGAUGAAGCAAGGAGAUCUGCGACGGACUCUUCUACUUGUUAUCCUGUUCUGCAUUUUCCUUUUUUUCUACUUAUAUUGGCAACAAUCCACCAAAUACGUUCCCACUGUGAUUUAUAAUUUCAAGUACAGUCACCCGACUUCAAAGAAAUCUAAUCCUUCGCAAUGGACAUGGGACUGUAUCAAUCAACGAUGCGAAAGACGAUACAUGAAAGACUCUCAAAAGCCCGUUUCUUUAGCAACAUGCAGCAUGCUAUGCAGUUCAACACAGCUCUGGCCUCAGCCUACCGGCCCUGUUACUUUAGGUAGCAGAGCACUAACAUUCAAUCAUAAUCAAUUUAUUUUCGAAAGCGAAACCGUCAAACCGGCUUUUUAUUUACUUCAAGAAGCUUUCGCCUCUUUUAACAACAAUAUCAUAAGUUUAGUAGAAAGAUCUGAUUACGUUAAAGAUCAAUCGGAUUUGAAACAAUUUAUUAUAAAAGUUAAAAUAACCCAUCCGGAUGUUACUAAACUGACAUUGCGCACCGACGAAAGUUAUACUCUGAUCUUAAAACCGCAGGAAAAUACUAUUAAGGCCAACAUUACAUCGAAAACAUUUUUCGGAGCGAGAUGCGCAUUGGAAACAUUAUCCCAAUUGAUAUGGUGGGAUCCAUAUACAAAUGGAGGAAUGCUUAAAGUUAUAAAAGGCGCUACGGUGCAAGAUAAACCUGCCUUUCCUUACAGAGGCCUUAUGGUUGAUACGUCCCGAAAUUUUAUGUCUAUAGAUAGUCUUAGAAGAGUUUUGGAUGGUAUGGCUGCUAGUAAACUAAACGUGUUCCAUUGGCAUAUCUCUGACAGUCAAAGCUUCCCUUUGGUCGUACCUAGUGUACCUUUGCUAUCGAAAACUGGGUCUUACGGACCAGAUAUGACGUAUAGUCCUGAAGAAGUGAAAGCUUUAGUAGAAUACGCUAAUGUUAAAGGUAUAAGAAUCGUUUUGGAAGUUGAUACUCCUGGACACGUUGGUAAUGGAUGGGAUUGGGGACCCACUGAAGGACUAGGUGAGCUCGCAGUCUGUAUAAACGAACGUCCAUGGAGUUUAUACUGCGGUGAACCACCUUGUGGUCAACUUAAUCCCGAGAACCCACACGUAUACGAAAUUUUAGGAAAACUGUAUAAAGAUCUACUGGUUCUCAGUGGUGAGACUGAGAUUUUCCACCUUGGAGGUGAUGAAGUCAAUUUAGAAUGCUGGUCGCAGCAUAUGCAAAAAUCGAGUACUGCUUAUAAUUAUACAGAUCUCCAUGAUCUAUGGGGGGAAUUUACAGUGAAAGCUUUGAACAAAUUGACAGCGGCGAAUGGUGGAAAGAAAAUACCUCACGUUAUACUAUGGUCCAGCAAACUUACUAAAAGACCUUAUCUCACUAAAUAUUUGGAUAAAUCGCAAAUUGUUGUACAAAGUUGGGGAGGAAGUCAAUGGAGUGAUACCCCAGAUUUGAUUGCUGAUGGUUAUAAAGUAAUCAUUUCACACGUAGAUGCUUGGUACUUGGAUUGCGGUUUUGGACGUUGGAGAGAAACUGGUGAUGCCGCUUGUGACCCAUACCGUCCGUGGCAAACUGUUUAUAAUCACAGACCCUGGCAGCAAUUGCAUCUCAAUAAGCAACUAAUUCUUGGAGGAGAAGCUUGUCUUUGGAGCGAACAGUUCGACGAAGGAUCUUUAGAUGCGAGACUAUGGCCUAGAGCAGCUGCAUUCGGAGAAAGAAUGUGGAGCGAUCCUCAAAUCGAUAUUUCCACAUUUUCCAUUCCAGAAGAUGUAUACACGAGAUUAAAUACUCACAGAGAUAGGUUAGUGAAAAGGGGCAUUCGUGCUGAAGCUCUUUGGCCGGAAUGGUGUUCCCAAAAUCCCGGUAUGUGCCUUUGACAUAUCAAGCGUACAUUAGAAGAUAUCUUCAAAGUUUAUUCCUUCACAAGUGAUAUUAGUUUAAUAAAUAUAAAAACAUUUUUCGAUUACCACAAUGGAAUUUUGUUGCUGAGUGCUUUCUCAUGACUGAAUUGUUUUGGAGAUUGAUCUCAUAUUUUUAAAAUUUGUAUAGUAUAUUUUUAGGAAAUAAAAAAACAUUUCAUAGGAUUUAAUAUUUAUAGAAAUAAUAAAAUGUUACUGAAAAUUUUA
Messenger RNA from Diorhabda sublineata, 2508 nucleotides. It is a transcript of the gene Fdl, whose product is annotated as probable beta-hexosaminidase fdl. Gene Ontology annotation, biological process: glycosaminoglycan metabolic process; carbohydrate metabolic process; ganglioside catabolic process. Gene Ontology annotation, molecular function: beta-N-acetylhexosaminidase activity. The record is from RefSeq and is a predicted model, not a curated record. The transcript is spliced from 6 exons. NCBI's taxonomy places the organism in Eukaryota, Metazoa, Arthropoda, Insecta, Coleoptera, Chrysomelidae. Gene Ontology annotation, cellular component: membrane. The coding region runs from base 319 to 2259 and encodes 646 amino acids.